This is a messenger RNA of Phoenix dactylifera (date palm), 1519 nucleotides long. RefSeq names its product chalcone synthase 3. Gene Ontology annotation, biological process: polyketide biosynthetic process. Lineage: Eukaryota; Viridiplantae; Streptophyta; Magnoliopsida; Arecales; Arecaceae. The record is from RefSeq and is a predicted model, not a curated record. Gene Ontology annotation, molecular function: acyltransferase activity, transferring groups other than amino-acyl groups.
CCCUUGCUUUCACCCACUGCUCUCCUUCCCCACACCAUUAAUUCCAAGCUCCUCCUCUUAUAUCAUUACUCUCCUCUUUGAGCUAAUUUUUGAUUCAGGAAGCCAUGUCGACGACCGUGGAGGAGAUCCGUAAGGCUCAGAGGGCCGAGGGACCGGCGACGGUGCUCGCCAUCGGCACCGCCACCCCUGCUAAUGUCGUGUACCAGGCUGACUACCCUGAUUAUUAUUUUCGAAUCACCAACAGCGAGCAUCUCGCCGACCUCAAGGAGAAAUUUAAGAGAAUGUGUGACAAGUCAAUGAUCCGCAAGCGCUACAUGCACGUAACCGAGGAGAUCCUCAAAGAGAACCCCAACAUGUGUGCAUACAUGGCUCCAUCACUGGAUGCCCGGCAGGACCUGGUGGUCGUCGAGGUCCCGAAGCUCGGCAAGGAGGCGGCCGCCAAGGCCAUCAAGGAGUGGGGCCAGCCCAAGUCCCGGAUCACCCACCUCAUCUUUUGCACCACCAGCGGCGUCGACAUGCCCGGGGCCGACUACCAGCUCACCAAGCUGCUCGGCCUUCGCCCCUCCGUCAACCGCUUCAUGAUGUACCAGCAGGGCUGCUUUGCCGGUGGCACCGUGCUCCGCCUCGCUAAGGAUCUUGCUGAGAACAACCGCGGCGCUCGUGUUCUCGUUGUCUGCUCCGAGAUCACUGCUGUCACCUUCCGAGGCCCCUCCGAGUCCCACCUUGACAGCCUUGUCGGUCAGGCGCUCUUCGGUGAUGGUGCCGCAGCCCUGAUCGUCGGUGCCGACCCCGACCUAGCCAUCGAGCGACCGCUCUUCCAACUCAUCUCGGCUAGCCAGACCAUCCUCCCCGAUUCUGAAGGCGCCAUCGAUGGCCACUUGAGAGAAGUGGGGCUUACCUUCCACCUACUGAAGGAUGUGCCCGGGCUGAUAUCGAAGAACAUCGAGAAGAGUUUGGUUCAGGCUCUGGGGCCCAUUGGGAUCGAUGACUGGAACUCUGUGUUCUGGGUGGCGCACCCAGGAGGGCCGGCAAUACUGGACCAGGUGGAGGAGAAGGUGGGACUAAAGAAAGAGAAGAUGAGGGCAACAAGGGAGGUGCUGAAGGAAUAUGGGAACAUGUCGAGCGCUUGUGUGCUCUUUAUACUCGACGAGAUGAGGAGGAGGUCGGCGGAGGAAGGGUUGGCGACCACCGGCGAGGGGUUGGACUGGGGAGUGCUCUUUGGGUUCGGGCCGGGGCUGACGGUCGAGACUGUGGUGCUCCAUAGUAUGCCCGUUGCUUCCCGCUGAGCUCUCUAAGCUCUACCUCCUUCUCAAUGAAUGGCCCUAACUGUGACCCUCUGCUAGGGUAGUCUGUGGUGCACUUUUGCAUGGUGCACUGGAUGAUUUCUGUGUUCCAUUUUAAACUUGGUAUUUUGCUGUUAUGUGUUUUAGUAUGUGACACAGAGAGUGUUAAGCUCCAUUUGUCUAAUUUAUGAAGUAUGAAAUUUGAUAAGAUUUGUUCAAGCCCGAGUUGUAUUCCA